Messenger RNA from Orbilia oligospora ATCC 24927, 1380 nucleotides. RefSeq lists its product as uncharacterized. Bases 1 to 1380 code for a protein of 459 amino acids. Lineage: Eukaryota; Fungi; Ascomycota; Orbiliomycetes; Orbiliales; Orbiliaceae. The transcript is spliced from 2 exons. The record is from RefSeq and is a predicted model, not a curated record.
AUGAUACCUCGGCGGCUCCCUCGCCGCGAGCGACUGAUAGUACUCGUCGCAGUCGCCCUUAUAAUCACCUACUUUUCUUUUUCACCCCAAACAAUCACAGUUAUUAGCGAAUACACUUCGAACGCCAAUCUCGAUCCUUGGAAGCCGCCGAAACAUAGCGGUCCUGGUCUUAAAAUCGCAUUGGUGAAUACCCCAAGGUAUCAUUUCGAAGUAGUAACGCCGUUAUUGUAUGCGUUUGCCAACCAGGGAGAUGCAGUCGAGCAUUUGGAGUUAUUUGCGACGGAUUAUGGAAGCACACGGUUGGGAGUACGGCCGAUUCUAGACAAUCAGCUCCCUCAGGAGACCUCUUGGCUGUCGUGGGGUAGCAAGGGAGGGACGAAGAAGCAGAUUAAAGUGUCUGAUCCGAGAUUGUUGAGCCAGAUGAAUUUUGUAGCGGACGUGAUGAUUCUAACGAGUUGUUCGCGAGAUUUGGAAUGGACCUCAAUCAAGGAUAAGAGAGUUUACAACCCGGAGUGGUAUCGAGCGCCUAAGGAGAUCGUGUGCCUGCUGCACGAAGCCGAGGAGUGGGAAGCGAUUGAUACUAAUUGGAGAAAGUUUUUGAUGCCGUGGGUUGAGAAGGGUAGAGUUACCUUUAUGACGUUGAGCCCCCACGUGGCUGAGUAUGUAAGGCAGAAUAUCGAGACCAAAUGGAAGAUGGCACCUAUUCUCAGGGAUGCCCAGGGCAUCGGUAUUAAAGGAAUUUUCAUGAUGGAUCCAUUUAUUCCCAUUUUCGAGGACACCAAGCUUUUCCGAGAGGAAAUGUUUAACAACAUCACAGGCCCAUUCGCUGCUAUCCCGGGCAAAUACGAACCAUUCCGCCGUAACUACACGGCCAUCUUCGAACAUAUGUCCAAGCACCUUGAGUUAAUCCAGUCCACCGAUGCCACCCUCCGGCUUCCCGGCUAUGGUGACUGGCCUCCAAAUAUUCCUGAACAACUCAAGAACCGCGUUUUCUUACAUUCUCACUACGAUUUCCCAGAAUAUUUCUCUCUCUUAGCCCGCAGUAUGGCUAUACUCCCCGCCUUUGCGACACAUAAGUAUUUCGAAGAUCGAGCUUCGUCUACCAUUGCCACUAGCGUCAUUGCCGGAGUUCCACUCGUUGCUACCAAGGAACUUGUGGAGAAGUACGCGUAUAUCGAAGCUGACGGCGCAUGGCUACAGGAGGACGGAGAGGAGGAAAUUGAAACUUGGCUACGAGUUUUGAAACUAGGGAAGGAAGAAUGGGAGACUAGAAAGAGGAAGGUUAGGGCUCUCCGAACACGAUUAAUAAGGCAAAAUUUGAGGAACGUAGGGCAGUUGCUAGAUCAGAUUCGAUGGAGAAACAAAGCUCGUGGGUUCUAG